This is a messenger RNA of Lodderomyces orthopsilosis Co 90-125, 2298 nucleotides long. Its product is annotated as phosphatidylinositol-3-phosphatase. Lineage: Eukaryota; Fungi; Ascomycota; Pichiomycetes; Serinales; Debaryomycetaceae. The record is from RefSeq and is a predicted model, not a curated record. The coding region runs from base 1 to 2298 and encodes 765 amino acids. Gene Ontology annotation, molecular function: phosphatase activity. The transcript has a single exon. Gene Ontology annotation, biological process: dephosphorylation.
AUGGAAAAUAUCUUUACUGUCCAUGAUGUUGUACUAAGUAGACGAGGGUCUUACAUUUUAGGAACCUUGAUAUUGUCUUCCCAUCAUCUUGUAUUUACAUUUACAUCAAGUCAGAAACAAACAUCACCAACAUCAUCAACAGCAUCUACACCUGUACAACAAAAGGAAAUUUGGAUAUGCUACCCUAUAAUUGAAAGAAUAGCCAAAUCUCGAGGGUCAACCUGGUUAAACAACAAUGCGGCAGCCUCAAAUACAUCAAGCCUUGAGUAUCGAAUAACAUCUGCCAUGUCCUCAUCGUCAACAGCAACUUCUAAUUCACCUUCGCCCCAACCUCAAUCAGUUCCACCUCAGAUUGAUGGACUCGAUAAUUAUAGUGCUUCAAAUAUUAGAUUACAAUGUAAAGACUUUACAUACUUUUCAUUUGAUUUCAAGAAUGACUUAAUAUGUACCGAAGUGUUCAAUAAGUUGAGUUCACUAGCUACUACUGUCAAAACUGAAAACGAUAUCAAAUCACUAUAUGCAUAUUCGUACGUUCCUAACAAUUUAGAAAAGAGACUAGAUGUCAGAGGUUGGGAUAUAUAUGACCCUGUGGCUGAAUAUACCAGGUUAGGGUUGAUUUCAAACGGUGCAGAUGAUAAGUAUUGGAGAUUAACUGAAGUGAAUGUCGAUUACAAGUUUUGUCCAUCAUAUCCUCGACUUCUAAUUGUGCCAAAUUCCAUAUCUGACAAUGUAUUGAAGCAUGCGGCGAAAUUCAGAUCAAAACAGAGAAUACCUGCAGUUGUGUACAAACACAAAUCCAACAUCAAUGGGAAUGUAAUAGCUAGAUGUGCACAGCCUCUAGUCGGAUUGAAUUUACAAAAUCGUUCGAUUCAAGAUGAGAAGUUAAUUGGGGAGAUUUUUCAUUGUCAAGAUGUUGAACGUAGUAAACGAUUGAAGGCUGGGGAAGUCGACGAGACUACCGAGUAUCAGUCACAACAAACACAGCGGAAUUUACUUGUCGAUUUGAGACCGGUAACGAAUGCAAUGGCACAACAUGCGUUGGGAGCAGGAACUGAGAAUGUCGACAACUACAGGAACAAAAAGAGUCGAAAUGAUGACACCAAUGGUGAUGAAAAUAACUCCUACCAUUCUAGGAGCCCGCGUCAAGUUGAUAAGAUAUUCUGCAACAUAGAUAAUAUCCAUGUGGUGAGAGACUCGCUAACAAAAUUGACGACAAUAUUAAAUGACCUCGAUAGGUUUCAGCAACCUUCUACUCCGGGCCAAUCGCAAAGUCCGGCAGUAACAGCGGCUUUACAGCAUGCCCUAACCAAGACACAAUGGUUAAACCGUCUUUCCAUUAUACUUCAAUCAGUUGACAGAAUAACGAAAUCGAUUCAUUUAAACAACACAAAUGUGAUCAUACAUUGCUCUGAUGGAUGGGAUAGAACUUCGCAAGUAUCAGCAUUGGCACAGUUAUGUCUAGACCCAUAUUAUAGAACAACCAAGGGAUUCAUGGUGUUACUUGAAAAGGAAUGGGUUAGUUUUGGAUUCAAAUUCAACACUAGGGCUGACCAUGGUGGAUGUAUUGGUGCCCUUAUGAAAAAGGAGUCAAAGAAGCAAUAUUUGCAUCAACUUCGCGAUGGCAACAAAACUGAUGAACAAUCGUCGGAAAUGUCAAUUGACAGUUUACAGUUGGAAAACAAACUCGCCAGUGAAGCAUCAGGUACUGGAAGUGCGGCAGCUGCCAGCGUCACUUCAUUUUUACAAAAGGCAACUAGAGCAGCUCGUGAAAUCAAAAAUAGUGCUCAGAAUGGAUUAUCCAAUUAUCCAGAAGGAAAUCGAUCCAAUUCACCUGACGCAAAUUCAGAUAAGCUGUUUUACUCGGCAUCUUCAAGCAUCUAUAGUGGAAGCAACGAACGUUCUCCAGUUUUCCACCAAUUUUUAGACUGCGUUUAUCAAAUUGUUCGUCAACAGCCUACAAAAUUUCAAUUCAAUACGAGAUUUCUCAAGAGGUUGUUAUAUCAUUACUAUUCUUGUCAAUAUGGAUCCUUCUUGUGUGAUUCCGAACGUGAGUUGCUCCAGGUUUAUAAAUGCUAUGACUCGACUGUGUCUAUUUGGGAUUAUUUCAAUUCAAGACCAAAUGAGUUUCAGAAUAGGUCGUAUGAAACAGAGGAUACUGAAAAUGAUGGGGUUGUAUUUUUCAAUUCUGCUGAUAUGAAAUGGUGGUUUGAAUUGUAUGGAAGAUCGGAUGAGGAGAUGAAUGGGUUGUCCAAUUCUUUGGAUAGAAAAUUUGCUCAAAUGGCAAUAAAAAAAGAGUAG